Messenger RNA from Exophiala oligosperma, 729 nucleotides. RefSeq lists its product as uncharacterized. The record is from RefSeq and is a predicted model, not a curated record. The transcript has 2 exons. The coding region runs from base 1 to 729 and encodes 242 amino acids. Gene Ontology annotation, biological process: protein complex oligomerization; protein folding; response to heat. Lineage: Eukaryota; Fungi; Ascomycota; Eurotiomycetes; Chaetothyriales; Herpotrichiellaceae.
AUGUCAGGCCUUCCCUACGCAGUUCCAGCGAACUACAUUGUUCGCCUCGUUGAGGAAAGCAACGCCGCUCAAGGCAUUUCUCGGGCCACUGAACCUGUUCAGCCUCACGAACAUCCUACCCACUUCCAGUUUCCCCGCGUGUCACUACAUGAAAUGACACUGAAGACGCACUACCGCGGUCCACACAAGCCGGAGCAAGUAUCGGCACCAAAAUCGGCAGGCGUUUUUGCGCCGGCCACGGAUAUCCGGGAGACCAUGCGCUCGUACCACAUCGAGAUUGAGGCACCAGGCGUCACGAACAAGGACAGCAUCAUGGUCCAAUGGCUCACACCUCAUACGCUCCUUGUCCAGGGCGAACUCAAGAGACCCGUCAAUAUCGGCCUGCUCGACGGCGACCAGGGCAGCAAAGUGUGGGAAGGCGCAUCCGGCGAGGGAUGGCCUGUAGAAUCAGGACACGUCAAGAAGCAGGAGGAUGGCGGCCCACUCAUGCGCACGCCCUCACGGGAGACCGUCGAGGCGGAACUCAAGGCCGACUCGAUUCCCACGGUGCUCCUGUCCGAGCGCAAGGUCGGCCCCUGGAGACGUACAUUCACCCUGCCCGAUGACGUGGAGAUGAAGGAGCUCAAGGCCAGGUUGGAGGGUGGCCUCUUGAGGAUCGAUCUGCCCAAGCGCAGUGUCGAGGAAGAAAUCGAAACGAGAGGCGGCGGGAUCAUGAUUGAGAUUGAAUAG